GAUGGUGAAGGCAAAGAAGGCGGCUCAGGCUGCUGCAGUGGGAAAAAAGUGAGGAGCCAAACCCUGCUGUCUUCUUUCCUUUGUAGUGAGGAGAGACAGGUACCAGCAGGAGCAGUAGUGGUAACAACAGCAGGAUGUGGAGCUUCAGCAAGAUCCUGCCAUACUCCUGCUAUGAGCUCGGCCACUGCUGGAAACACUCGUGCUCCUCAGCCUCCUUUGAAAUCUGUAUCAUUGGGUUCAUUGAAAGCAUCAAAAUCUAUGGUGUGGUGUACUUGACACAUUCUGCAGCACUUCAACUUUUUCACAGUCUCCUUUGUGCCAGGGUUCAUUGGCAGCCUCAUGGCCAUCCUAGUGGAACGGCCAGCACGACGAACACUCCUGGGCAUCUAUGUUACCAAUGUGCACUCAUCCAGGUGGAGGUAGAACCAGUGGGACGAUGGUUCCACAUAUAUGAGGCACGGCGUCUGCGGGGCCACCUCACCUCCUCAGUUGGGGAAAGUGAAGAGGAGAGUGAGGAGGAGGAGGCUCAGGAGGUGGAGGUGGAGGAUGACAUACACUAUCUUCGCUCUCUCAACCCAGCAGACUGGAAGGACCAGGAUCAUUAUGCAGUACUGGGACUCCGAAAGCACAGGUACAAGGCCUCUGAUGAUGACAUCAAAAGAGCGUACCGCACGAUGGUUCUGUGGCACCACCCAGACAAGCGGCGAGCAGCUGGGGAGGAGGUGAGGGAUGACGAUGACUACUUCACCUGCAUCACCAAAGCCUAUGAGAUUCUCGGGGACCCCAUCAAGCGACGCUCCUGGGACUCGGUGGACCCAGAGUUUGAUGACGAGGUGCCGGCUGUCAGUGCACACAAUAAGGCAAACUUCUUCCAGAUUUUCACAGGGGUGUUUGAGUGCAAUGCUCGUUGGUCCACCCACAAGCACGUUCCUGGCUUGGGCAAACCUGAUGACACCAAACAAAAGGUUGAUCGCUUCUAUGGAUUCUGGUACGACUUUGAUUCCUGGCGAGAGUUUUCAUAUCUGGAUGAGGAGGAAAAGGAGAAGGGACAGGACCGGGAGGAGCGUCGAUGGAUAGAGAAGCAGAACAAGGUAGAGCGAGCGAGGCGUCGGAAGGAGGAGAUGGGUCGAUUGCGCAGGCUAGUUGACAAUGCAUAUGCCUGUGACCCAAGGAUAGCCAAAUUUAAAGAAGAAGACAAGGAAAGAAGACUGGCUCAGAAAAAGGCUAAAGCAGAGGCAAUCAGGCAAAAACAAGAAGAGGAGGAGAGGGUAAGGCAGGAAGCUGAGGAAGCAGAGAGAAAGAAAAGAGAAGCAGAGGAGGCAGAGCAAAGAGCAAAACAGGAGGUAGAAAAGAAGGAAAGAGAGGUGCUGAAGAAAGCAUUCAAAAAAGAGAGGAAGAUGCUGCGGACUCUCUGUAAGGACAACAGUUACUUUGCAUCAGAGGAGGGGGAGCGAGUGCAGACCAUGACAGAUGUGGAGCUGCUGUGUGAGGCACUGGAGCUGACCCGCCUGGAGGAACUCAACAAGGAACUAGCACAAGUGGCCCAGGACAAGAUGCAAGGGUGGGAGGUACUCAUGAAGGAGGUGAGUGAGGUGCGCAACAGGAUCAAAAAGGAGAGGGAGGAGGUGGCAGCAGCGGCAGCAAGGGGAGGUGGUGGAGGAGGAGGGGAAGGUUCAUCACUCAAAGUCUGGAAUCAAAGAUGA
Molecule: messenger RNA, 1703 nt
Organism: Scylla paramamosain (green mud crab)
Lineage: Eukaryota; Metazoa; Arthropoda; Malacostraca; Decapoda; Portunidae
Product: dnaJ homolog subfamily C member 2-like
Exons: 13
Coding region: 135-1703 (522 amino acids)
Biological process (GO): regulation of translational fidelity; 'de novo' cotranslational protein folding
Cellular component (GO): cytosol
Molecular function (GO): Hsp70 protein binding; ribosome binding
Source: RefSeq, a predicted model, not a curated record